GGUACAGGCGUAAGAAGGAAGUCUGCUAGGAAAUUGUAACUCUCCCGAAGGACACAUAGAAAACCCCCAAACAAUAAUUAUCUACGCUCUUCUUACAUAGGGUAUGCCAAAAUCAUUUCCCAUAUCUUUUUUUUUUUUUUUUUGACGGGCCCAUAUCUUCUUAUGGACUAUUCAUCUCUAGAGCAAUUACCCAAGCCACUAGCUAUAUUCGAAUAAAACAUUACCACUAUCCAUCAAAUAUAAUAAAAAGUAGGGGUGUCAAUUCGGUUUAACGGUUUGGGUUUGGGUUGGAUUUAUAAGUUUUGGGUUAUAACGGAUUGAUUUAUAACGGGUUGAAAUAAUAAGCGGGUCGGUUUGGGUCGGUUUUGAAAAUUAUCGGGGUCAGUUCGGUUUGGUUUUUUUAAUUGCAGUUUCUAUUCGGACCGGGUCCUUAUCGGGCCGGGUUCUAGUCGGUUCGGGUCAUAAUCAAUUUGAGUUGACCCGGGUCGGUUUGAAAACGGGUUUAGCCCGUUUAAUGUGGGUUUCGGUUAAAAACAGUUCGGGUCGUAAUCAGGACGGGUCGUAAUUGGUUCGAGUCAUAAUCAGUUUGGGUUUAACUGGGUCGGUUCGAAAAUGGGUUUCGGUUUCAAAACAGAUCGGGUGAAAUCGAGUCCAAUCAUUAUCGUUUCAGGUUAUACGCGGUUUAGAUUGAACUUGGUUGGUUUGAAAACGAGUUUACCCAAUUUGAAGCGGGUUUCUAAUCGAAUCAUAUCGGGUUAAAAUUGAGUCGGAUGAUUAUCGAGUCAAAUUAGUCAGACAACGGAUAGGAACGAGUCAUGUUAUAAUCAAGUCAAGUCACAAAUAAGUUGGGUCCAUCGAGUAGUGGGUUGAAACAGAUUAGAUCAUAAACAUAUUAGGUAACCGGUUGUAAAUGACUCAGUCAUAACGGGUUACGGGUUUUAAACGGUUUGAUCACAACGGGUUACGGGUCAUAAACGGUUCGGUCACAACGGGUUACGGGUUGGAACGAUUUAGGUUUAUCGGAUUUUUAUCGGCUCUUAACGGUUUUCGGUUUAAAACGGGUCGGGUUACUACCGGGUUUAAACGUAAUCGGUUUGGGUUGCUUUCAGUUUCGGGUUGUAACAGUUUGGCUUGAUAACGGGUCGGGUUAGUAACGGUUCGCACAAAUUCGGUUCAGUUCAAUUUCGGGUUGGAAAAAAUUGAGUCGGGUCAGUUUUCGGUUUCCAAAAAACGGGCUUUAAACAGUUCAGUUCCUUUUCGGAUCGGUUCGAAACAGUCGGGUUUAACGGUUCGGGUCAAAAACUGACAGCUCUAAUAAAAAGUCAUCAUCCACUGACAAUAAUUAUUUGUAUAAAAAUAAAAGCAUCACAACUUUAGAAGAUAGCAAUUUGAUAUAGCAUAAAGAUAUGUAUAAUGUAAUCAUGCAAGCUUUUUUUUUUUUUUUUUUUUUUUGAAGAGCGUAAAUAAAACGCCUUUCAGGAUUCCUUUGGGAUAGAGUUGAUAAUGGUGUUCUGAAUUUACGAAAAUGCUCCUUUGUCAUCCAUAAAAAGCAGAGCAACGACACUAUCUAUCAUGUAUGCUCGCAUGAGUUACAUCUCAAACUCAUCUCUCUUCAAAUCUCUAUAGGCAUUAUACUAUACUAGAGAGGUUAAUUAUUUAGAGCAACAAAUUAUAUUAUCGGUGAUUGUCAAGCAAGUUGUCAAGAUCAAACGAUGUCGUCGACUGAUCAAAUCUAUAUUACCGCGGCAUUCAAGUCAGUUCGUCAAAAUGAAGUCUACAUAUUCAUGCAAAAUGAGUACGUUUUAUGUGACUAUGCACCCGGUAAGAAAUUGAUCAAUGGAAAUUACUCUAUCAAGGAGUUUAUAUUAUCUGACAAGAAGUAUGACAAAAUAUUGUACGGACCAUCUCAUAUAGGUGCCGUGUUUUCAUCCCUCGAGUGUACAAUUUUCGGGGAGCUAGGAAUAACUUGUGCAUUCGCGUCUCAUGACCUUGGAAUUGCCUACAUAUUUUCCGGUAACAUUUGUGCCAAAUGGUACUACGGUCUGUACUCUCCUAACAACAAAAUCCUCGAAGGCCCAAAGCUCAUCGUAGAAAUGUUCCCCUUCUUAAAUGGGACAGUGUUCGCGAAUGGUAUUGAUGCUGCGUUUGAAUCAUCGCGUCCUUUUGAGGCUUACCUCUUUAAGGGCGAUCAAUGUGCUCGUAUCAACUAUAGUGCUAAUGGUCAGCUUAUAAAUAACGCUCCAAUACGUCAAAAUUGGCCUUGUUUUAAAGGUACAAUAUUUGAACAUGGAAUUGAUGCUUGUUUUGCUUCACAUAAUCCACAUCAAGCGUACGUGUUCAAAGGUGAUUCGUACGCACGUAUAAGAUUUAUUCCUGGUGUGAGAUUUGAUGUGUUAAUUAGCACAGGAAAAAUCAAAGACUAUUGGAUGGGUUUACAAAGAAUCUUGCCUCGCAAAAGUGCAAUUUACUAUAGUAAUUGCAACUAAUUCAUACACAUGAUAUGCAUGCU
Messenger RNA from Chenopodium quinoa (quinoa), 2509 nucleotides. Its product is annotated as albumin-2-like. Bases 1713 to 2486 code for a protein of 257 amino acids. The transcript is spliced from 3 exons. NCBI's taxonomy places the organism in Eukaryota, Viridiplantae, Streptophyta, Magnoliopsida, Caryophyllales, Amaranthaceae. The record is from RefSeq and is a predicted model, not a curated record.